UGUAAUGAAAUGAAUAAGCUACUCUCUGUCUGCAGCAUGCUGGGAUCACACUAUCUGCUGUCAGAUCUGAGAAUGAACUCAUCUCUUGUCAUGUUACAGAAGAGUAGCUGAAAUGAUCCUCCUGUCCAUUAAUCCAAUGUGCAAAACACAGAGGCAGAGAGCACAGACAUAAUCUCAACCUCUUCCUGCUGAUCCAAUGGGAUGCGGACUGAAUAGAGGAUGUGCCACUGCUUAUAUCCCUCAUCUAUCUACUGAAUGGGAGCAGGCAAGCGUGGUGGCAUAAUUAAGCCAUCUGACAACUCUUUUCCAGAAAGUUCAAUGUUGGGGUACCAGGGAGGAGUCCGAGGUUGGCCACUUUGUAUAUAAGAUCAUUUGGAUUGUUGGAUAGCUCCAACAGUGAGUAGUUCUCUUUCUGAUAACUGUCUUUAGAAGCCAGAAGAAGAUGGAUAUAACUAUCCAACACCCUUGGUUUCGCCGCCACUUUUACUCCUUCUUUGGACCAAACAGGAUCUCUGAACAGUGUUUUGGGGAGCACCUCCAAGAAGCUGAUUUGUUUCCAUCUUCAGUAUUGUCCCCUUUCUACCUAAAAUAUCCAUUUCUCAGACUGCCAUCCUGGAUCGAAAGUGGCUUGUCAGAGAUGAGACUAGAGAAGGAUAAGUUCUCUGUUAACCUUGAUGUGAAACAUUUCUCCCCUGAAGAGCUAAAAGUGAAAGUGACAGGAGACUACGUUGAAAUCCAUGGAAAGCACGAGGAGCGUCAGGAUGAGCAUGGCUAUGUUUCCAGAGACUUCCAGAGAAGAUAUAAAAUCCCAGUGGACGUUGAUCCCCUUUGCAUCACUUCAUCCUUGUCUCCAGAUGGAGUGCUGACAGUAUCUGGACCCAGGAAAAUGGCAGAUGUCCCUGAACGCUCUAUCCCAAUCACUCGUGAAGACAAGGCAGCUAUUGGAGCUGCCCUCAAGAAGUAGAGUCUCUCACCUGUUCCAGACAAACAAGAUACCUUUCCACCCUGCCAGAGAGAGUGCGCGCGUACUACACUGCUACAUGUAUUUAUUUGUGCUGUCCCGUGACCAAAUCAAAAUACUAAUACAAAUAAAAGCAA
Molecule: messenger RNA, 1098 nt
Organism: Nanorana parkeri
Lineage: Eukaryota; Metazoa; Chordata; Amphibia; Anura; Dicroglossidae
Gene: CRYAB
Product: crystallin alpha B
Exons: 3
Coding region: 443-964 (173 amino acids)
Biological process (GO): protein refolding; response to heat
Molecular function (GO): structural constituent of eye lens; protein folding chaperone
Source: RefSeq, a predicted model, not a curated record